This is a messenger RNA of Lodderomyces margitis, 525 nucleotides long. RefSeq lists its product as uncharacterized. The transcript has a single exon. The coding region runs from base 1 to 525 and encodes 174 amino acids. The record is from RefSeq and is a predicted model, not a curated record. Lineage: Eukaryota; Fungi; Ascomycota; Pichiomycetes; Serinales; Debaryomycetaceae.
AUGCUUAGAUACAGAAGAGAGGCACGCAAUCCAAGAGCAGCAUUACUUGGUUCUUUUGAAAGCUUCUUCGAAGAAAAUGCUAGCUUUGAUGAGUACAUCCGAGAUCGAUACAAUCGUAAUCCCUUCACUGAUGAUGCUAUAAUUGCAAGGAGAAAGAGGAGAUCAGUCAGAAUCGCAGAUUUCUUAAAGAGAAGUAUUCAACGGGUUUUCCAGAUAAGGCUCAGACAUCAACGUAAUCAAGUUAUCUAUCCCGUGAUUAUGAAUGCUGCCGAUAUCCCCAAUUAUGAAACAGUUGUUCCUGCAAGACAUCUCACUACCAGUAUGGUGGUGCAUCCGCGUUUGAAGCAAUUAGCCAACGAGUUCAGGGGCGGGAUAAAAAAAAGACAGAGAAAUGAGGUAAACUUGCUCUCGUCUGCAGCAUCUGCUAUGUCUUCGGUUAACUCACUUUUUGAAGAUGAUCGUGUUUCACUCGAAGGCACUGGUGCCACCACUGCUGAUUCGAAUAUCCCCAUGGAUUUGAUAUAG